AUGCUGAGCAUCAAGAGUGCGAGCACCCCCGUCCAGGUCCUUCUUGUCAACCAGGAUGAUGGAGGUGGUGACCGAUCGAGAAUCGGCGGACCAAGCUUGCUUAAAGUCAAUUCCUCCCACCUUUCCGGGAGAGAGCCGAGUAUUCUUGGCACAAGCGCGGUUAAUCAGCCUCUGCUUUCUUUAAAUCCUCCUCCGAACGACGACGACUACCACUGCAACCUGGGUGAAUCCGAAGGAUUACUUCAGCCUAAUUUGUGUCCUAGCCUCUUUCUUCCACCUAAUUCUGGCCAGCUUCAUCUGGACCGAUGUCGCCGUGUUCUACCGCAGAAUCAAAACACUUGCGGUUUCUUCAUAUCCGUGUUGGUAAAGAUUCGACAUCUUCCUUGGAUGAAUGCCACUAAGGGGAAAAAGAGUGUGGAUGACCAGUGUUUCAUCAAGUCGGUGAAUGUAAACGGUAGAACAGAAGAAAAAUCCGUAGAAGAGCCUGAGGAGAAAGAUCGGGAUGUGGACCAAGAUGCCGAUUGUAUCCGCUUUGUUAACACUGGCGUCCGUCUUUUUACGGUGACCGAGGAGCUACCUCCUCUUACAAAAUGUCAUCCAUCUUGCCGAUAUGUUUAAAUGCCCUUAGUCGCUUCUAUGUCGCCUGAAGUCCAAGAGAAAUGGGAGAAAAUAGAGAUGGGUCCUGUGCUUAUCGAGUACCGACCGGCCUCGAGUCGUAGCGCCUCAAGUGACCAGGAGUAA
Messenger RNA from Protopolystoma xenopodis, 741 nucleotides. The record is from the annotation of a GenBank genome assembly. NCBI's taxonomy places the organism in Eukaryota, Metazoa, Platyhelminthes, Monogenea, Polystomatidea, Polystomatidae.